Molecule: messenger RNA, 1758 nt
Organism: Lepus europaeus (European hare)
Lineage: Eukaryota; Metazoa; Chordata; Mammalia; Lagomorpha; Leporidae
Gene: CBFA2T3
Product: CBFA2/RUNX1 partner transcriptional co-repressor 3
Exons: 11
Coding region: 7-1758 (583 amino acids)
Biological process (GO): DNA-templated transcription; negative regulation of DNA-templated transcription
Cellular component (GO): nucleus
Molecular function (GO): transcription corepressor activity
Source: RefSeq, a predicted model, not a curated record
GCCGCGAUGCCCGACUCCCCGGCCGAGGUGAAGACACAGCCGCGGGCCACACCCCCCAGCAUGCCGGCCCCGCCGCCCGCCGCGUCCCAGGGCGCCACGCGGCCUCCUUCGUGCACACCUCACACACAUGGCGAGGACGGGCGUGCGACCUCCCUGCCCCACGGCCGUUUUCAUGGCUGCUUAAAGUGGUCCAUGGUCUGUCUCUUGAUGAACGGCAGCAGCCACUCGCCCACGGCCAUCCACGGCGCCCCCUCCACGCCCAGCGGCUUCAGCAAUGGCCCGGCCACGUCGUGCACGGCCUCGCUGUCCACGCAGCAGCUGCCCCCGGCCUGCGGGGCGCGGCAGCUCAGCAAGCUGAAGCGCUUCCUGGCCACGCUGCAGCAGUUCGGCAGCGACAUCUCCCCGGAGAUCGGGGAGCGGGUGCGCACGCUGGUGCUGGGCCUCGUGAACUCCACGCUGACCAUCGAGGAGUUCCACACCAAGCUCCAGGAGGCCACCAACUUCCCCCUGCGACCCUUCGUCGUGCCCUUCCUGAAGGCGAACCUGCCCCUGCUGCAGCGGGAGCUCCUGCACUGUGCCCGCCUGGCCCAGCAGACGCCCGCGCAGUACCUGGCCCAGCACGAGCGGCUCCUGUGGGACGCCAGUGCCGCCUCCCCCACCGACUCCUCGGAGCUCCUGCUGGAGGUCAACGAGAACGGCAAGAGGAGGACCCCCGACAGGACCAAAGAAAACGGGUCGGACCGUGACCCACUGCCCCCUGACCACACCAGCAAACGGCCGUGCACCCUGAGCCCAGCCCAGCGCUACAGCCCCAGCAGCGGGCUGCCCCACCCUACCGCCCCUCCCCCACACUACCGCCUGGAGGACAUGGCCAUGGCCCACCGCUUCCGGGACGCCUACCGCCCUGCUGACGCCCGGGAGCUGCGGGAGCGCCAUCGGCAGCUGGCAGUGCCCGUGGCGCGGCAGGAAGAUGUGAUUGACCACAGGCUCACGGAGCGCGAGUGGGCCGAGCAGUGGAAGCACCUCAACAGCCUGCUGAACUGCAUCAUGGACAUGGUGGAGAAGACGCGGCGCUCGCUCACGGUGCUGCGCCGGUGCCAGGAGGCCGACCGCGAGGAGCUGCACCACUGGAUCCGGCGCUGCAGCGACGCCGAGGACCUGAAGGGCCCGGCCGCUGCCGCCGCCCAGCCCCUCGGCAGCUCCGCCGGCCCCGAGGGGUCUCAGCUAGACGUGCCCCGUGAGUUCACGCCCAGGGCCCUGUCCGGUUACAUGCCUGAGGACAUUUGGAGGAAGGCUGAGGAGGCGGUGAACGAAGUGAAGCGGCAGGCCAUGUCGGAGCUGCAGAAGGCUGUGUCGGACGCGGAGCGCAAGGCCCACGAGCUCAUCACCACAGAGCGCGCCAAGAUGGAGCGGGCGCUGGCCGAGGCCAGGCGGCAGGCCUCGGAAGACGCGCUCACCGUCGUCAACCAGCAGGAGGACUCCAGCGAGAGCUGUUGGAACUGCGGGCGCAAGGCCAGCGAGACAUGCAGCGGCUGUAACGUGGCGCGCUACUGCGGCUCCUUCUGCCAGCACAAGGACUGGGAGAAGCACCACCACGUGUGCGGCCAGAGCCUGCAGGGCCCCGCGGCCGUGGUGGCCGACCCGCUGCCCGCACAGCCCGACGCCUCCGCCAGCCCCGGCGAGGCCGGCUCUGCAGGGCCCUCCCGCCCCGGCUCGCCCGGGCCGCCCGGCACCCUGGACGCAGCCGUGCCCCGCUGA